Molecule: messenger RNA, 1220 nt
Organism: Wasmannia auropunctata (little fire ant)
Lineage: Eukaryota; Metazoa; Arthropoda; Insecta; Hymenoptera; Formicidae
Exons: 1
Coding region: 226-747 (173 amino acids)
Biological process (GO): Notch signaling pathway; sensory organ development
Source: RefSeq, a predicted model, not a curated record
CACUAGCCUCUCGCUCCAAAGCGACUUGCCCGAAAGCACAUCCUCUUGCUUUCAAGUUCUCCCAUCAAGUUCCUAUCGAACGACAGUUCGUGCCACGUGUUCCGAGUUCCGACAGUUCGGAAGAAACCGGUUCAGUGUACCGUGGUGCGAGAAGGAGAACACUCAGAGAAAGAGAGAGAGAGACAGAGAGGGAUAGAGAGAAAGAGAGAAAGAGAGAGAAGAAAGAUGGCCACCAUCACGAGCGAGCAAUCGCUGUUCGACCUCGAGCUCAACGACGUGUUCGAAAACGAGCUCAACGAUAAUCUCUACAAUCUGAAGAUGUCAGAAGAUAAGACAGUGAGCAGCCGCAAGAGCAGACGCAUGCUGAAGCCGCUGAAACCGUUGCUGCGAAUGCUGAAGAAGCGCACUAGCAGUUACGUCAAGAGCAAGAAGCGUCAGGAGGCCGUACCUCAGGUGGAGAUCUUCACUGAGGAGAUCGAGAACCAGAACAACGCCAACGAGACGCUGGAGCGUAGACUCCUGCAGGAGCUGCGGGACGCCGAGGAGGGAGCCGCCAUCACCGUCUGCCUGGACGGACAGAUGACUGUCGUGCCGGUUGUGCCUGGUCAGUGCUACGUGCCAGUGCAUUUCGCCCACACCCACGCCGGCGACUUCUACUGGACAACUCUCAGCAUGGCCGACAGGGACCUGUGCUACAAGGAGCGCGCCUUCUCGCAGUACCAGCUUCCCGAGGUGCAAGUGGCGUGAGGUGUCGUCUUCGAAAACGACAUCAUCUACCUCAAAGACGAGUCAGCUGAUCGUUCGAGAUUCGCCGAACUUCCUCCUGCGGAAGCGUCCUCGAGGUCGAGGACCGACGCUGUCAAUCGAGUCGUGAGGCGACAGCUGAGACAGACAUUUCGAAACUGUGAUCGUUAGAUUAUAUUAUAUAAAUUAUAGCUCAUUGACAAUUGACUGAUCGAGAGGAGCAUUCCUUGUAGAUGAAAAUUAAUAUGUCAAAGAGAAAGAGAGAGAGGAGUUAUAUUUUUUUUUCUUUUUUAUUUUGCGGCGACACUUGUCGCGUUUGUGAUAUUUGUACCUAUAUUAUAUGUAUGUAUACAAAUUUAUAGAGAGUGUUAUUUCGAGAUUGUGAUAUCGGCUUUAAUGUCAGCAAGUAUCGCUGACACAUUCCUAUUUGUCUUCCAAUAUGUUUGUUUGAAAUAAAUGUUAAUCAUAAGCAAAUA